This is a messenger RNA of Moesziomyces antarcticus, 3832 nucleotides long. RefSeq lists its product as uncharacterized. Gene Ontology annotation, molecular function: zinc ion binding; DNA-binding transcription factor activity, RNA polymerase II-specific. NCBI's taxonomy places the organism in Eukaryota, Fungi, Basidiomycota, Ustilaginomycetes, Ustilaginales, Ustilaginaceae. The record is from RefSeq and is a predicted model, not a curated record. The transcript has a single exon. Gene Ontology annotation, biological process: regulation of DNA-templated transcription. The annotation marks the transcript as partial.
CCGACAACACUUUCCACAAAAUGGCCGCGACGAGCUGCAUCCACCACACCAGCAAAAGACGCAUCCUAACCAUCAGCGACACCCAUUGCAGCAGCCAGUGCAGCAGCAGCAGCAGCCGCCGCCGUUCCAACCGCACGCACAUAUGCCGCCGCCUCAGGCUCAGUCGGGCCAUCACAACCCUUUCGCGUUCCAACCGCCUCCUUUCGACCCAACCGCCUCCACCAUGCAGCCCGGGCAGUCCGCCUUUGCUUCCUCAUCCACCUCCAUCCACUCGGCUCCAAUGGCGCAACCCGCCAUGGCUGCUCCAUCCGACCAGCCGUUCGCGAUAGACCACGCCAUGUUCAACGACGUCUUGUUCCCUCCAAGACCAAAGCAGCUGCGGCCUUCAGAAGCAACCCGCACCUAUCUCAACACCUUCGAGGACCCCAUCGCAGAGGCCUACAUCGCUGGCCAAGACCUCGACGAGCCUUUCUACUCGAUCGCGCCGUCGGGAUUAGAGCUGCCCACGGACGCCUCUGCGUCCCUCGACCUCAACGCCAUCCCUGCUCAUGCAUCAGAACCCACCAACGCUUCGGCGCAGCCACCCGCCGACACUAGGCCAGACUCCCUCGACUCCUUCGCCUUCAUCGGCAAGCAAGCCAAUACACAUGCCGACACGUUCGACUCGGCCGCUGCCAUCCUCGACGACGCAGGCUUCACCCGCUUCUCCGAACUCAACGACGACAACGCCAACGACGCCACAGAUCCGCUCCCCAGCAACGCAGAUGCGCAGCACGGCAUCGCUUCCGGUUCGGGCUCGGAUGCCACCAACCAGAGCACGUCAGCCUCCGCAGCAGCCAACAAGGACGGCAUCCCUCCACGCCGCCGCACCCGCCGUCGCCAAAACAUCAGUUGCGACCAGUGUCGCGCCUCCAAGCGUGGCUGCGACUUUCAACUGCGUCUCGAUGCAGACGGCAACGAUCUCGCCUCGGACCAGCCCGCCGCUGGCCAUGCUGGCGACAAGCGCAAGCUCUCCGACGCCGGCCAGGACGGCGGCCCGGGCGGCUCCAAACUCGUCUGCUCCAACUGCCAGCGACGCGGCAUCGAGUGCACCACCAACUUUGCCGACUCGGUCCGCGAGAGCAAGCAGGCCGCCAACGUCACCCCGGAUAUCCCCGUUCCAGGCUCCAAGAAGCGCGCCAUCUCCGACGACUCGUCCGAGAACGGCAUGCGUUCCAAGUCGGUCUCCUCCGACGGCAGCUCGCCCUCCGCAAACAGCCACGAAAGUCGCGACCAGCUCAUCAGGGCCCUGCAGAAUCGCAACGAGUCCCAGAUGCUCUCCACCAGCGGCCAGAACUUCCGUUUCGCCAUGCGUGCAGACUCGCUCCUCCUCACCACAAAUCGCAUGCGCCUCUACGUACACACCGUCGAACCAGGCGCCAACCUCUGGCUCUCCAGGGCUUGCUCGCCGCUUCGCACCGACGGCGACCUCGGCGCGUACAUUCGCAGCGCCAUCGGCCUCGAUGCGCUCAACCUAUCGCAACGCCUCUGGGCCUCGUGGCACGUCGACGUACCAUCCACAAGGAAGGAGCACCAGCCCAAUCUCUUUUACCUCGUCUACGGCCUCGACCACCUCGGUGGAGAGAUGGGCGUGUGGGGCGAGAAGCCGCAGCAGUUGCCUAUCCCGGACGCCUCCGAGAUGCGCGGUCCAGGCCCAGCGCACGAAGCUUCCGCACAGAUCAACGACAUCUUCAUCGACAUGCUCGGCAUGGGCCCCGGCGGCUGGCGCAGGUCCAAGAGGGACCUCAUGAUCGACGAGGCCGUCAAGGCGUGCAUGCUCGCCUACGCGUGCCAGUUCCGCCUCGACGACGAGAUGACCUCCAGCUCCGCCGAUGCCGCCUCCAAGAAGGCUGUCGACGGCAAGCACUAUCGCGACGCCCACGACCGCAUCGCCACCGCAGCAUGGAAGCGCGCACGCUCCUUGAUCUUGCAGCUCGCUCCGCGCCGCUCGUGCCGCAUCGCGUACGGCCUCUUCCUGUUUGGUGUCACGGCGCCACCGCCCGGUGCGCUGGCAGAGGGUGGUGCCAGAUCGGGCGCAGAUGCGGCAGAGGAUGCGGCGUUUGCGCUCGAGACCGCCUCCCGACAUCUCGAGUGGUUCGUGAUGAGGUGUCGCGACCUCGUCCGCACCGUCGACAAGGCGGUCAAGAAUCCGCUGCUCAACGGCAACGCCGAGGUGAUCAAGCACCAGCGCAUCGCCUCCGACCUCAUGGGCCUCGCAGAGUCGCUCGGCUGGUUCGGGCUGCUCAUCGACACGGUCACGCACGUGUCGCAGGGCCGCCGCUCGAGCAUGCGCGAGGACAAUCUGGUCUACCAGUCCACCGGCAUUGGUUCGGGCACGGAUCCGGGCGUGCCUGUUCCUUCGCCCGGCAGUGCCAACAGUCCGCCCGAUCGCACCGCAGAGGCGCUCUUUGCGCUGCAGGACACCAUCAACCUGCUGCCGGCUCGUCAGGCGCCGCCGGGCGCGUUUCCGGGCACGUCCGAGACGUACAUGCACGAAGAGAACGAGGCGGACGGCACGUUUCAGGUGGAUACCGAGAUGUCGCGCAGGAUCAUGGAGCGGGCCGCGUGUGCGCGCGACCUCAUCCCGGCGCUGCUGCGCAAUCCGGGCGCGCUCGCGAAUGCCAUCCCGUUCGACGUGCUCAUCGGCGCCCAGGAUCCCGACGUCGGUCGUGCCGGUGGCUCGAUCAUCAACAUUAACAAUCCGGGUGGCGGGUUGAACGAGCAGGUGGUGUUGCUCGGUGUUGCGUGGGGUACUGCGGUCGAGGUGUACAUCUGGCGGCGCGUGGGAAUGUUGCAGGCGGCGACCGAGACGUUGUUGGCCACCACGGAUCCCGUGCAGGCGCUCAUCGCGGGCGGCGGGAGCAUUGUGACCGAAAAGGUGGAGAAGAUGGUGAUGAAUGUGCUCGAGGCGAUUCGGCUGUUCCACAACAUCUUUGAUGGGCUGAUUGCGCGCGCGCUCGACGAGUUUGUGCAUCUGUCUAGACAGGCACGCACGAUGCUGUCGUUCUUUGUGAUCCACAUCCAUCUGGGCGUGCUGCAUUUCACGCAGCUCGCCAAGCGCAUCGAGCAGCGCGAGCUCGAGCUGAUCCAGGCGUUCAAUGCGGCGCAUGCGGCGAGUGCUUCGCCGCCCAAGACGGCUUCGUCGGUGUCGAAUGUCAAUCUGUCGUUUUCGCCGUUGACGGUGAAUAGUCCGCAGGUGGGCGGGUUGACAUCGCCGACGCCCAGCGCGGGGGCGCAGGGUAGUGCAUCGUCCAACGGCUCACCACCCACCACCGCACCCAACCAGCAGCUGCGUUCGGUCAUGCUGCAUUCGUCGGUCGAGCGUCGCAUCGUUGGCAGAGCAGCCGCUCUCGGCAUGUCGCACAUGGCCGCACUCAUCAAUGCAGAGUGCGCCAAACUCGAAGAAGCCACGCGCAUCGGCAGGUUGUCGCCCAAACCCCAGGAUGGAAAGUCGCGCAAGGGCAGCUUUUACGGGCCCCCCCAACAGGCUGACGACUUUACACCCAUCGAAGACUCGGCUUCGGCGCCGUGGCGACAUCCCUAUCCCGCCAUGGUCGCAGACGCGCUCAAGCUCAGCUCGCAACAGCUGCACGAUGAGAUUUGGGACCAGCUCAUCGCUGUGCCCCGCAACGACGCAGAACUCAGCCUGUUGAUGGACAACUUCAAUGUGCUCCUCGAGGGAUUCGGCCGCAUGUUGCAUGCUGUGCCGGGGUUGGGCAGUUAUAAGCAGGUGCUCACCGAUCUCGAGAAUGCCCGCGAUACCGCCGCGUUUGUCGCUACUCAGAACGGGUGA